This is a messenger RNA of Prorocentrum cordatum, 716 nucleotides long. The record is from the annotation of a GenBank genome assembly. NCBI's taxonomy places the organism in Eukaryota, Dinophyceae, Prorocentrales, Prorocentraceae.
CGAAACCGAAACUUGCACGGGAAAUGGGCGUCCGAGCGAGGCAAGGGCCACGUCUCCUGAAUGCAACAACACAGAGUUGCUUCCUAGUGCCGUUGUCUUGGCCGUGCAGUGAGGACCUGCCUUACGCCGUCAUCUCGCCGUGGCCCGUGGGCCCCACGCUGCAGUCCAUUGCGGACCCGAGCGCGCUGGCGCACCCGUGGCUGCCGUCCGAGCUCUUCGCGUUCGCGCAGUCCGCGGGCCAGCAGGGCCUCGUCGACAGGCUGAAGCGCGUGCUGUACGUCACCCUCCUGCCGAGGUUCAUGGCCCUCGCGGGCUUCCACGAGCCCCGGCGGCGGCUGCGGGCGGAGCUCGGGCUGGCGGGCGCCCUGGAGCUCCUGGAGGCGCCGGUCUGGGGGCCGCGGAACGAGAAGCCUCUCGUCCUGGUGCUCUCCCACUGGGGCUUCGACCGGCCGCGGCCGCUGCCGCCCAACCUGCUGCUGGUCGGCCCCGUGGAGAACUAUCCCUGAGCAUGGUGGGCCGCGAGGGGCUGCCGGGGCCCGUGGCCGCGCUCCUGCGGCACCCGCAGGUGAUCUACGUCUCUUUCGGCACCAACGUCGAGCCCCGCCCGCGCACCACGCGCGCGCUGCUGGAGGGCAUGGAGCUGCUGGAGCCCGCGGGCUUCCGCUUCCUGUGGGACGCGGCGCAGGCGGACGUGGAGGCUCCCGGGCCGCCCACCG